Molecule: messenger RNA, 3966 nt
Organism: Delphinapterus leucas (beluga whale)
Lineage: Eukaryota; Metazoa; Chordata; Mammalia; Artiodactyla; Monodontidae
Gene: KPNA6
Product: karyopherin subunit alpha 6
Biological process (GO): protein import into nucleus
Cellular component (GO): cytoplasm
Molecular function (GO): nuclear import signal receptor activity; protein binding
Source: RefSeq, a predicted model, not a curated record
UGUAGAUCCGCCAUAUUGUCUGCUGAAGCUGCCGCCGAAGCUGCCGCCGCUGCCGCCGCUGCCGCCGCCAAGUAAGAGCGAGCGGAGCCGCGAUGGAGACCAUGGCGAGCCCAGGGAAAGACAAUUAUCGAAUGAAGAGCUAUAAGAACAAUGCCCUAAACCCUGAGGAAAUGAGGCGAAGAAGAGAGGAGGAGGGCAUUCAGCUCCGGAAGCAGAAACGGGAGCAACAACUUUUUAAACGGAGAAACGUGGAGCUGAUUAAUGAAGAAGCCGCCAUGUUCGAUAGUCUCCUCAUGGACUCCUAUGUGAGCUCUACCACUGGGGAGAGCGUGAUCACAAGAGAGAUGGUGGAGAUGCUCUUUUCUGACGAUUCUGACCUGCAAUUAGCAACCACACAGAAAUUCCGGAAACUGCUCUCCAAAGAACCUAGUCCUCCAAUAGAUGAAGUUAUCAAUACUCCAGGAGUGGUGGAUCGGUUUGUGGAGUUUCUGAAGAGGAAUGAGAAUUGUACAUUACAGUUUGAAGCUGCCUGGGCUCUAACGAACAUUGCCUCUGGAACCUCUCAGCAGACCAAAAUUGUCAUUGAAGCAGGGGCUGUCCCCAUUUUUAUAGAGCUGCUUAACUCGGACUUUGAGGAUGUACAGGAGCAGGCAGUCUGGGCACUGGGAAACAUAGCUGGAGACAGCUCCGUCUGCCGAGAUUACGUCUUGAACUGUUCCAUCCUUAAUCCUUUGCUAACGCUACUUACCAAGUCCACACGACUGACAAUGACACGGAAUGCAGUCUGGGCCCUGUCAAACCUGUGCCGAGGCAAGAACCCACCCCCAGAGUUUGCAAAGGUCUCCCCCUGUUUGCCUGUGCUGUCUCGCCUACUCUUCAGCAGCGACUCAGACUUGCUGGCAGAUGCUUGCUGGGCCCUUUCUUAUCUGUCUGAUGGCCCCAACGAGAAGAUCCAGGCAGUCAUAGACUCUGGAGUCUGCCGGAGAUUGGUCGAGCUUCUAAUGCACAACGAUAACAAAGUGGCUUCUCCUGCUCUGAGAGCUGUGGGUAACAUCGUCACCGGGGAUGACAUCCAGACCCAGGUCAUUCUUAAUUGUUCAGCCCUCCCUUGCCUCCUCCACUUGCUGAGCAGCUCCAAGGAGUCAAUCCGAAAGGAAGCUUGUUGGACCAUUUCAAAUAUCACUGCUGGCAACAGGGCUCAGAUACAGGCUGUCAUAGAUGCAAAUAUCUUCCCUGUGUUGAUUGAAAUCCUUCAGAAAGCAGAGUUCCGUACAAGGAAAGAGGCAGCCUGGGCCAUCACCAAUGCCACAUCAGGAGGAACCCCUGAACAAAUCAGGUACCUGGUCUCCCUGGGCUGCAUCAAACCCCUGUGCGACUUGCUGACUGUGAUGGAUUCAAAGAUUGUGCAAGUUGCCCUCAAUGGACUGGAGAACAUCCUUCGGCUCGGAGAGCAAGAGGGCAAGCGCAGUGGCUCAGGGGUCAAUCCCUACUGUGGCCUCAUCGAGGAAGCCUAUGGCUUGGAUAAAAUUGAGUUUCUCCAGAGCCAUGAGAACCAGGAGAUCUACCAGAAGGCCUUUGACCUCAUUGAGCACUACUUUGGCGUAGAAGAUGAUGAUAGCAGCCUGGCUCCCCAAGUGGAUGAAACGCAACAGCAGUUUAUCUUCCAGCAGCCUGAGGCCCCCAUGGAGGGCUUCCAGCUAUAAUGUCUGCCUCCGGGGAGGGGAGGGGAUGGGAAGCACCACCAACCAGCGGAAAGGCAGCCCUCUGGUGGGCGGGAAACCAGCCCUCCCCACCAUCAGCCACCACACACCUCUGCUGCCCUGGAAACUGUGCUCUUGACCCGCUCCGCCCCCUUCCCUGGAGGGAGCACCCUCUGGACAGACAGAACCAUCUGAGGCUCACAUUUGGGUUUUGUGACAAGAAGGGGACGUGUUGGGUUUUUCUUCCUUACACUAGAUUUUGGCUGCACAUAUGUCUUUAACCCAGGAGCCCGGGGGUAGACAAAGGAGGACUGAGGUAAUCAAUUUUGCACCUUUUUUAUUUUUAUUUUUUUUUUCUUUAGUGGUGACUUCCUUCCGUUUUAUCUUCCUUCAUCCUUCCCAGUCCUCUGCCCUGAUCUCUGUAACUCUUAUCUUGGGUACUUGAGCAGAUGGAAUAUUCCACAGGUCGGGGGUGGGAGGGGAGGGGAGAAAUCCAAAACAAAGUGUUCUUGCUCGGACAGAAUAUUAAUCUAGUAUGCUUGGAUUGCGUUAUUUAAUUUUUUUUUCUUUUGCACAUUUUUCUUGUAUUACAAUUGCUCUUUCCCAGAGCCAUGAGUUCCUGGUUUUAGGAAUCCCAGCUGCCAGCAUUGUCUGGGACUAGAGGCUGAGGGGGAGGUCACCAUGAGACAAAGGCCCCUCCCUCCCUUAACCCCUUGCCCAGACCUCUUUAGUUUGGGAGAUCCCCUUCACUCUCCUGGGGCAUGUACACCAGUGGGAGUGAGGGGAGAGGAACACAGGCCUUCAGACGGGGCUUCCCAUGUGUCGCUACUGAUCCCAUGUUUCCUACCCACCUUCCAGUGGUGCGACCCAACUUCAUUUGUUUACUUGAAAAUUCCCCUCAGAGUUGAGAUGAACCUCUGAGGUAGCUGUAUUUUCUCCUAAGCACGUGACAGAGGGCUGUGGUCCUUCCUUUCUCCUGAGGAGAAAGUCCUUGCUCUGGUGACCCAUAAAUUGCAGAGGAGGUUGGAGUGAGAGUGUCAUGUAUUGGGAUAGCCAGUGGAUCCCUGCCUUUGGCCUUUCUUCUUCUUCCUCUUCCGUAGUUGGAUCAUGUAUAUUUUACUUCCAAAGGAGAGAAUGUCAAAAAGUUCUGUAUUUUUUUAUAUUCUAUAUAUUACGUAGGUCAACCUUAAUUGGUCUCAAGAGGAGGAACUGUCUCUGUAAUUUCUGUAAGUGGGAUACUGUGAGGAAGACCAAAAAGAGAUGUGGAAGCUCUCUUGCUCAGGAAGCCUGACCUUGAUCCUUCUCCUCUCUGCUUGGGUUCCGGGCCACCACCAGGGACCAACCCUUAGCUCUGGAACCUUUAUAUAGCAGAGCAGCCUGGUCUGAUUGUCCUAGUACCUGAAUGGAGGGAGCAAGGAUGGCCCCAGGGCCCGGUGAGGUCUACCACUCUAGUCCUUACCACUGAGCAUCCUGCUUACAUCAGGAAACCCAGAAAGCAGUCUGCCUCCUCAGAUUCAGUCUCAAACACCUUUGUCCACAUAAGUUAUCACAGAUGGCUGCCGUGUCUCCUAUCCGAGAUAUUUAGCAGCCUCAGGACAUUUUUUGAGAGUGAUUGAUGUCUUCCCUGAUUGGGAUCCUUGUACAUGGUUUGGAUUUUACCCUUCCUGUGACAGAUAUAAUCCUAAUGCCUUUUCUUUCCCCUUUGAGUAGAGCUACUGCAGUGCCUCAAUGGCUUGCCUGUGUGCUUCAAUGGACUACAUGUGAUAGUAAAGCCCAGGUGUUGGGGAUGGGGUGGAGGAAGUUGCUGGCUAAGUGUAGGCCAGUGGUGGAGCUGAAGGCACAAUCUGCCCUGUCCCUGCUUCCCCACAGAUGUCGGGCAGAGGUGCCCUGCUCCAAACUGUAUUUUCCCUUCCCCAGGAACAAUGCCAUUCUUGCUCCCAUUGCUACACAUCCCCCUCUGGCUCAGGUGAAAUCCAUGCCACUCUGCUUACAGAUACAACAUUCAGUUGUUUUUGGCCACUGGUCUUGAAUUUGCCCUCUCUUUCCAGUGUUGAGAUCUAACUCCAGAGGCAUUUUCUGAGAAAAGUGGUUGCAGCUGGUGGCUAUCACUGAAAAGUGACACCAGUGCUGUACUGCCUAAGUGAGUCAGAUGCUGCUCUGCAGGUUGGGCAUGAUAACUACCAACCCCACUCUCCCAGGUAGGCAAGGCGCAGGACCCUCUUCACUUGGCCUGCCGACUCCAUUACAAAACCAUUUUCCUACAGUU